Messenger RNA from Andrographis paniculata, 4437 nucleotides. RefSeq lists its product as uncharacterized. Bases 469 to 4071 code for a protein of 1200 amino acids. The record is from RefSeq and is a predicted model, not a curated record. The transcript has 4 exons. NCBI's taxonomy places the organism in Eukaryota, Viridiplantae, Streptophyta, Magnoliopsida, Lamiales, Acanthaceae.
UUCGCUCGCCCGCGGCAUAAAUUGGGUAUCGUAUUUAACAAAUUGGCUUUUUAUGAACACAACACCGUUCCUCAUUGCGGGGGAACUUCAUUCGUCCUUUGUUCGCCCUCGCCACAACAUCUACUCUCCUCUCCAGAACCCUAUUGCUAUUGCUAUUGCGUGGGUAAACAACUCUCCCCUCCCCCUCCCCCUUCCUACACAGGUAGCCUCACGAUUAAAGUUUUUUAGAAGCAUGUUUUCAUUACGCUUCGUUCGCGUUCGAGUCUUCCUCCGACGUGCCAUUGCUUUCGAAAUUUGACGUGUUUAUCUGCGCCGGAACCCCGUUGGUUUUGACGAGUUGAUUCACCGCUGGAUGAAAAGUGGUGCUGUUUUCUGAAAUUUGUUCGGGCUUAUACACUUCCAAAACUUCGUCUUAGUGAUGCUAAUUUUCUGAAGUUUGUUGGGGGUCAUACGCUAUCAAGUGGUCCAAUGGAGUACAGCAAGGAGAAUAACUGGGCAGCUGGACGAAUUCCUGAAUUUGGUGCAAUAUUCAUGUCAAGUACCAUGACAAAGAAAGAGUGCUUUAGUCGCAAAAUUUUUGGUUUACCAUCUUCGAAGUCUGAAUUUGUUGAACGUGUUAAAGCUGGAAUGAUCUUGUUCCUUUUUGAACACGAGAAAAGACAACUUUAUGGUGUUUAUCAGGCCUCCUCUGAUGGUGCAAUGAAUAUUGUUCCUAAUGCAUUCCGUUAUUCAGGGAAGCAUUUUCCUGCACAGGUUUGUUUUAAACCAGUAUGGUAUUGCAGUCCACUUUCUGAGAAGGAGUUUCGAGAUGCGAUUAUGGAGAAUUAUUUUUCUCCAAAGAAAUUUAACUUUGGUCUAUCUAAAGACCAGGUUCAUAGGCUUCUGAGUUUAUUCUCUUCAAGGAAGUUGAAAACUAAGCUACCUCCUCGGCAACUGCCAGAAGUAGUUGAUGGAAUAGAUUAUGAGGACAGACACUUUGACACCUCUCCCUUUAGUAAUAUAGGAUACAUGGAUUCAACUGAAGGUAAUGGGCUCAAACCUGCUACAUUACAUGGCUUCCGAAUGAACUCAUUGCGUAGAGACAAUGAAGAUGAAUUCUCGCCAGUUAAUGGUGGCAAUGCUGAAGAGGAAUUAUAUCCUUUAGAUCAGGCUAGUUAUCUGGGCAAACGAAGAAGAAUCAAUAAUGACAAUAGGUUAAUAAGUAAUGCUGUGGCAGAACAUGAAAUGUGCAACCAUGAUAUUUCAGAUGUCUUUCAUGUCAAUUCUCCGAAGGUUUCCUUGGAAGUAAGAGGAUUGGAUAAUAAACAACUAUCCAGACUUGAGCGGUUUCCUAGUGAAAAUCAAUUGGAUAAGUUUCAUAAUCCUUUCCCUGAUUCUGAUAACUUGAUGGGCCCAUUGGAUAAAGGGGCCACUGAUGAUGAUCAAUUUAUGCAGACAAACAAGUUCUAUAAAAUGGGAUAUGGUCCUGAACUUGCAUACGAAAGUGAAAACUUUAUGGAUACUUUGAGCAAAAGCAAGCAUCAAGGUGACAGGUUCCUGUUUGAUAGUGAACACAGAGAACAAGUUACUUGUGAUUUUACUAAUCUUACUGGUUAUGAUGAUGACAAGUUCUAUUCUUGUAGGCAAUCGAGGAGCAUGAAAGAUGAUUGCCACCACUCCGUAAAAGAACUAGUGGAAAAUAGGUAUUCUUUGAACCAAUCUGGUGUAAAUGUCAGUUCUUUUGAUUGCUCUUCCAGCUUUUUGCAUAAAGCAAAGAAUGCAACUUUGGGUGAGAAUAUCCCUAUCAAUGCCAUAAUUCAUAGUGAGCCCAAUCAUGUGCUAUCUUCCGUGGAAGGGUUCUCGGAUGAAAAUUCUGUAUGCCCUGAGAAUUAUCCAGGUAUGCUUAUUCACGGCAAGAAACAUUCUACUGCAGAAGGAAGAGUAACUGAUAACACAAUGGAUGGCAUUUCCUGUUCAGGAGCCCAAAUCAAGGAUGCUGGAUCUUAUCAUUUUGGUACUGUUGAUAGACAAGUUGAUGACCAUGGGAUGUAUAGAAUGAGGCAGAGAGUAGGAAAUAAAGAGGCCAUGCACACACGUCUGAGCCCAAAUGCCUCAGAGAACCCUUCUUUCUCCAAGCAGAAGGAGAGUGCAUCCCUACUUUUUGACAAGUUACUAGAGAAGAGGUCUUCUCAGCUAAGCACGUCUCAUAAAUUUGAACCUUUAAGGCCAAUGUAUGAGGAUGCAACUAUGACAGAAGUUGUUCCAUAUUUACCUGAACAUCCCAAUAUUUCUCAUGGAUAUGCUUCUUCCAUGGAAGCCAAUAAUGGGAACCCAGGUCCAGUGCAAGAAAAUCCUAACCUCCAAGGUUCUCUAGAGAAUUUGUAUUCAUUUCACGUGAGGAUGUCUCCCUAUCUGUCAGGAUCAAAAGUAUUUAAAGGAGGGAUGGAUGUAACACCUGAAUGUGCUGAUGAUGCUUUACCAGCGGAUGCAUUAUGCCGACAAAGUUACUUUCUUCAAAACAGGUCCUUUCCAAAGGCUGACCCAUCUAUGCAGACAACUCGAAAUGCACCUGCGCAUUAUAGAGGUUCUAUUAAUUCUAGGCUUUCUUCAAGUUCCCUCUCCUCUCAUAAUCAAAGAAAUACUGAAAGAGAGAGAGGGUAUAUUGCUUAUCCCUCUGUGUCAAGUGAGAGUCAAUUUCCAUUUCACUGGGAUCUUGCUAAAGCAUCACGUGUGCGUGAGUGUGAUUCUUGGCAGGAAAGGGGCAUGUUUGUUGGCAAUGAUGCCAUUGGUUCUCAAGCGAAUCAUUUUGGUGUAGAUGUUUGUGGCCAUGUAGCAGAUUCUACUAGUAAUGAUUUUCAGUUAUCUAGUAUGUGUACUAGUAUGUACGGCAAGGGAUGUCACAGAGUUUUUGAACCUCAGAGUUGCAACUCCAGUGGCUUCAGAAAAAGUGUUUUCACCCGCCUGACUUCCAGUCGACAAUCCAAGGUUGAUGAAGAGAGAAGUGUCAUUAAUGUUUACAGCAAUGAUGACUGUUAUAUGAAUAACUCAGUUGAUGAAGUGAUGGAAAUGCUGCAUCCUGGCGACACUGAGUUAGUUGGAAAAUCUGAACAUGAAGAGCAAAAUCAUAUUCAGAGUCAUACUGAAACUAUCUGCUCAAGAAAGGAGAAGAUUGAUGAAACACUCUUUGUUAUGGAAGGAAGUGUCGAUGAAGAAGUGCCUAAAGAGACCAGAACUGUGAGUUUUAAGCGUCGCAGUGAUAUGAAGAAAAGCAUGGUUGCGGCCAUGGAGGCCAAUGCAGACAAUAAAAACAUGGAUGCAGAGAAGAAAAUGGCAGAAGGUUCUGCAAUGAAGACUUUGAAACGGAGAAGGCUGGUAAGGCCUGUAUUUGGAGAACCUGAAACUGCCAGAGAUGCUGUAUGCACUAAUCAAAACUUGCAGCUGCUGGCCCUUGACAGGGACAGUACACUAAAGGGAGUUAGUACCAGCGAAGCCGAGGCACCCGAGGAUAGUUUGGGGUUAGGCAGUUCGGUGGCUGUGGGGCCUCAUCAGUCCUUGGAACGCAAUACCAAAGAGCUUUCGAAGACUGAUGAUGGAAUUAGUGAAAGUAUAGCAGAGGCCCCUGGGGAUAGUUCGGAGUUAGGCAAUUCGGUAGCUGUGGAGCCUCAUCAGUUCUUGGAAUGCAUUACCAAAGAGCAUUCAAAAAUUGAUGGAAAUAGUAAAAGUGGAGCAGAGGCUCCUGGGGAUAGUUUGGGGGUAGGCAUUUCCGUAGUGCAUCAGUCCUUGGAAUGCAAUACUCAAGAGCAUUCAGAAAUUGAUGGAAUUUGUAAAAGUUUAGCUGAGGCUUCUGGGGAUGAUAAUGGUGUAAGGUUAGGGGACUUGGUAACCACGAAACCUCCUCAUGGUACUACUGGGUUAGGGGACUUGGUAACCGCAGACGCUCAUCAGUCCUUAGAAUGCAACGACAGUGAGGAGCAAUCAAAAACUGAGGUGCAGAACAAUGUAGGAGCUGUUGAGUUAUCUUCCAAAAGGCAUGAACUUGAAAGAGCAGCAUUGGAGACCCUAAACCUCCCAACGGAAACAUGUCAGCAGUGAGAAUUUUGGCUUAAUAGCCAAGAAAUUUUAACCACUCUCCCAGGCAACAGAUAAUUCCAAGCAUGCUGAUAUGCUAGAAGAAAAUAAACAUUUGAAAGCUGCAAGGUGGUAUUGCUUCACUCCAGGGUGGUAUUAUUAUUCACUCAGGUUCUUGCUAGGCUAGAUGCAUGCUACGUGCUUGCUUGCAACUUAUGUUGGGUGUUGUGCCCCUUUUUGUGCAUAUCGUGCCCUGUCCAUCUUUUAUUCCAGGUUGCUCGGGCAUGCAUGGUUGGUGCAUAAAACAUUUACAUUUUGAGAACACGUAUGGGGCUACUUUUAGUGACAGACAUGUGAAAUUCCUGUUUAUAAUAUUGAAUGUUUUGAUUA